AUGGGGGGCGGUAAUGGCUCAGCAGUGACUGAGUUUGUUUUGCUGGGGUUCUCAGGUUUUAGCUACCUCCAGGUGCCCCUGUUUUGUGGGGUGCUUUGUAUCUACCUGGUUACCUUGCUGGGUAACACUCUGAUCAUCCUCCUCACGCUGCUAGACCCUGCUCUCCACUUGCCCAUGUAUUUCUUCCUUCGCCACUUCUCCGUGGUGGAGAUCCUCUACACCACAACCAUUGUGCCUCGGAUGCUGAUCGAUCUCCUCUCCUCCUGCCCUACCAUCCCACCUGCCAGCUGCUUCACCCAGCUGUAUUUCUUUGCCCUCUUUGGCAUCACUGAAUGCUGCUUGCUCACGGCCAUGGCCUAUGACCGCUAUGCUGCCAUCUGCCGGCCCCUGCAUUACACCACCCUGAUGAGCCAAGGAGCCUGUGUGAGUAUGGUGGGGGCCUCUUACCUCAUGGGCAUCAUCACUGGCACCACUCACUCCAUCUGCAUCUUCACCCUGCCCUUCCAUGGCACCAACACUAUCCAUCACUUCCUGUGUGACAUUCUACCUGUGCUGAGACUGGCGAGUGUGAGCACCUUCUGGGGUGAAGUGGGGAAUCUUGCUGUCACCAUAGCUUUUAUUGUGACCCCUUUCUUACUGAUAGUGGCUUCCUAUGCCUGUAUCCUUGCCACCAUCCUUGGAGUUGCAACAUCCCAAGGACGUCAAAAGAUCUUCUCUACCUGUUCCUCCCACCUGUUUGUUGUCAUGAUGUUCUUUGGGACUGGAACUGUUGCCUACAUGAGGCCUUGGGCAGAUGCCUCUCAUGACACAGACCAGAUCCUUGCUUUCUUCUACACAGUAGUCACUCCCAUGUUCAACCCUUUUGUCUAUACUCUGAGGAACAAGGAGGUGACAGGGGCCAUGACCCGACUGGUGAAGAGAUAUCUUUGGAGUCCAUGA
Molecule: messenger RNA, 939 nt
Organism: Orycteropus afer afer
Lineage: Eukaryota; Metazoa; Chordata; Mammalia; Tubulidentata; Orycteropodidae
Product: olfactory receptor 9-like
Exons: 1
Coding region: 1-939 (312 amino acids)
Biological process (GO): G protein-coupled receptor signaling pathway
Cellular component (GO): membrane
Molecular function (GO): olfactory receptor activity; G protein-coupled receptor activity
Source: RefSeq, a predicted model, not a curated record